Euleptes europaea (tarantolino) is the source of this 2705-nucleotide messenger RNA. It is a transcript of the gene AFTPH, whose product is annotated as aftiphilin. The transcript is spliced from 10 exons. The record is from RefSeq and is a predicted model, not a curated record. Bases 28 to 2694 code for a protein of 888 amino acids. Gene Ontology annotation, cellular component: trans-Golgi network membrane; AP-1 adaptor complex. Gene Ontology annotation, molecular function: clathrin binding. Gene Ontology annotation, biological process: intracellular transport. NCBI's taxonomy places the organism in Eukaryota, Metazoa, Chordata, Lepidosauria, Squamata, Sphaerodactylidae.
GAAGCAUUCUGCUUAAAUAGCUGAACAAUGGAACCUGAGAUUAUCCGAAUGUAUUCAUCAUCCCCACCGCCUCUAGAUAACGGAGCUGACGAGGAGGAAGACGAUGAGUUUGGUGAUUUCGGUGGGUUUUCGGGGGAUGGCAGUACUAGUGUUGGCUUCGACUUUGCAUCGGAUUAUUCCAAUUCAAAGGAAGAACAGAAAUCUCCAUAUAACGCUGAUUUUUCAAGCAGUGUGGACGGCAUUAUAGCCUUUACGACUGUUACAUACGUCAACGAUGCGGACAGCGUUACAGAACUUCCUAAUUCUAUUAAAGGGCUUCCUGAUGGCACUAGCAAAGAAAGAUGUGAGUGUCGAAGUCUGGGCUCAUCACUUGAUGAAUUAAACUCAGUAGUGGUAAACAGAACUGAGAAGUCGGAGGCACUGCCCUCCGAAAUUAUUUGGACUGAUACAAAAGCUCCAAGUCCAGACCAACAAAUAGACAGCUGUAAUGGUGGGAGACCGCAGUGUCCAGAAGUGCUAACGAACGGGUUUGCAGCAUUGGACGCCGCAAAUCCUCCAGGAGCAGAAGAUCUGGACAAUAUCAGUGACUUGAAGGCAUUAAAAACGGUUAGCGCUCAUAGUCCUGACGUGAGUUUGGAUUCUGUGCCCAGCACGACAGAGGACUUUGCAGAUUUUUCCACGUUCUCAAACAAGCCAACAGCCCAGGUAGAAGAAACAGGAAAUGAAAUAUGCAAAAAUUCUAGUGAAAGAGAAGCACAAAGCGUGCAUGAAAGCAAUAUUAUAAAUAGCACUGGACAAAGGGAAUCUAUGAAGGAAGUGGCUUCAGAUGGAAGCUGUGAACAUGAAGGAGAGACUUGUGUUGAGGGUGAACCGGUCUGCAUUUCAAAAACUAAUGUAGGGAUCCAUGAAGACUCCAAGGCCAAGCAGGAAAGGACGGCACUGGAAUAUGCGGACGUUUUCUCUUCGGUGCAAACAAAUGUGAAUCCAGGAAUCACAACGGAAGGUAUUGAAGGCAGAGAAAGGCAGGACACUGGAAGUAGCCAAGAAAGUGACUUAUCCCGGACCAAUGAUACUGCAAGUCCACUAAACCUUAAUGUAAAUAGCGUUCAAGAUCUUAGCAGUUUUCCCGCAAAAGAGCCUGUCUCUGAAAUGGUUAAAAACAGUGAAAGUGAACUUGGACAAGCCUCAUCUAGUGACUUCAAUGAAGAUGACUUUGGUGACUUUGGCACAGUCAGUAAUGGGUCUCCUGCAUUUGCUGCUGAUGUUCCAGUUUCGACGAGCCAAGAACAUUUUCGACCCCCUUUUGAGGAAAAAAACAAUAAGCCAAGUAAUGAAUGUGGGGACUUCAUGGGUAGAGGUGGUGAUCCUCAGCAAUCAGCCAUGGUAGCGCCUUCUGGACCAAAUGAGAUUUCCCUCUCUGGGUCGGAAGACUGCUGGAGAGCUGAGCCAGGUUCCGCUACGGAGAUCCAGCCUCUGGCGAAAAUUGAAAACGGGAGCGAUCGUGAGUUCGGAGACUUCGGUUCUGUAAUGAGACGGUGCCUCGAACCCGACGAGUUUUCUGACUUCAGCUCCGCUGGUGGUAACCAAACAACAGAGUGGAACGCCUUUUCGUCUGAGCCAGAGGAGGGCUGUUCGUGGGCUGCGUUUGGAGACGAGCAGAUAGCGGGGUCUCCUCCUAAGAGGGACGAGUGGCUGGCACAUAGGACAGAGGCAGCAGCCGGCGCUGAAGAUUUAGCAUUGAGUAAGGCGGACAGUGUUCCCGUAGCACCUUUCCAAGGAAGUGGUGGCAGGCAACUGAAUGAAUUGCCACCUGCAACUCAGACAAUGCUGUUAAGUCGUCUAGAACGAAUAUUUGAGGCCUGUUUUCCUGGUGUACCCGUUUGCGAAAUAGAAGAAGAGAUUGCUCCUCUGAAUCUCUUACUAGAAGCUGGUAGUGCGCCCGGAAGGCCAGAGGGGACCUUGGCAGAAAGGGAACUGCUGGAUGUGUGGGCGGAGCUUCAGGACAUCCACGAUGCGUACGGCCUGCGAUACCAGUGGGGUGGUUCUAAUAGCAACAAGAAGCUGCUCUGCUCCUUGGGCAUCGACACGAGAAACAUACUCUUCACAGGCAACAAGAAGCAACCUGUUAUAGUGCCCAUGUAUGCAGCAGGAUUGGGUAUGUUAGAGCCUACCAAGGAACCUCUGAAACCAAUAUCUGCUGCAGAGAAAAUAGCUUCGCUAGGACAGACUCCCCCCGUAUCGCCAGAGAUGAAUAUAUGCGCGCCCGAUCAGUUCCAGGAAUCUCUACCACCUGUCCAGUUUGACUGGAGUAGCAGUGGCCUUACUAACCCUUUAGAUGCUAGUGGAGGUUCCACUCUUCUGAACCUUGAUUUCUUUGGGCCCGUGGAGGACAGUAGCUCUUGCUCCACCACCACCACCAUCCCAGGUGUGGAUCCAGAGCUGUACGAGUUAACAACUUCCAAGCUGGAAACCACCCACACGACCAGCAAAGUGACUGAUGCGUUUGCAAAGCUCAUGUCCACCGUAGAGAAAGCCAGUGCGUCGACCAGAAAGCCCAGAAAGGAAGAACGGCUCAGCGAAGAGGCCGCCCAGGUGAUUGCUAGCCUUCCCGACUUAACUUUCAUGCAUGCCAAGGUGUUGAUGUUCCCUGCCACAUUAACGCCUUCAGCGAGUUGCCAAGACCAGGUAGACUAAGUGAGGAGGGG